CCAAGGCCUGGUGCCUUAAGGCAACUAGUUAGUUGGUUUGUUGUGAUUUCUGGAUUGUGUCCCCAAGGGCCUGAACUCUUCAGGGGUUUUCCCGCAGUGGGAACUGGUGAACCGCCACCGUAAAGACGGCCUUGGAUUGAUUGAGUCACCAAGUGAAAAGUACCCUUUGAUACCGUCGCCUCCAUGUGACUUCACAUUCCGACUGCCCCCCCCCCCCACACACACACACACUAAAGGCGACCUCCUCUGAUAAAGAGGGAAUCUGAGCUCUUCACCAGGUGCUUUCUGACCUUGGACCAACAUGUCCAGGUGGACACGACAUCUCUGAGUGGACGAAGGGAUCCUUCAGCCAUCCGGAGGGCAACCACCCGAGAGCACCCACCGAGACUCUGGAGGACCUGCACUUGGACUUGGAAAUCAGAAGGCUGCACCACAGCAGACAGCAGACACCUGAGCAAAGGCAAUGCACGUCGUCCCUGUGGGUGGCAACCUCGCCGGCAGCGUGAAACGAUGAGCCCCGAACACCCCCGGAAAGGACAAAAGAGGAAACGCCAGGAAGAGUGGGGAACCCUUGUACAGACUCAAGAGCCAGCUGAGCCUAGGAGGAGGGUGAAACAGGAACAGGGUGAAAUUGAGCUUGAGUGUGAAGAACCCGGCAAGGGUCAGAUACGGAAACCCCAGGAAGAGGAUCCAUCACAGCUAAAGCCCGGAGAGUGCACUAAAGGCUCUCAGGAAGAGGCCCUGACUGAGGUGAAGUCUGUGGAUGGUGGGAAGGGUCGCAAACAUUCCUGCUGCAACACAGAGGAAGGUGUUCAGGAACAUGACAACGAAAAGUACCGAAGGCUGCUGGAAAAGUACCGGGUUGUUGCUCAACCCGGUGAUCAUGUGAGCUCUGACCCUCACAGUGCUCACACAAGCCCUGUGGACACCUCGAAGAAGAUCAAAGGCCGUGUGGAGGGACAGAUUCACAGAUCGGAACCAACUCACUCUGAGCCAGAGCAAUCUGCCUGUGCUGUCACGAGAGAAGGUCAGUCACCAGUGAAGAGUGAGAAGAGGUCUUCAGAGGAGAAAAUUUCCAAUGCAGAGGAGAUUGUUGCAACAAACCUCAACAAUGACAGCAGAGGACACCACCCCCAGCCCGACUUUCUGGGAGGAGCCCAGGUCCAAAUCGGCCCAGACAGUGUCAGCAACCACAUUCUCAACAACAAAAUACCUAAGGCCAAGGAAAAGGCUCUUGCAGAUCAAGAGAAGGGCAGAGGACUGGACCAUGGCCCCGAUGUCACAGCAGACAUGGAAAAGGAAAUUAGGAGUGCAUUAGGUCCAGGGCCAGAAGAUGAGAUCUUGAGUUGUGCCUUCAAACUUCGAAUUACACGAGGAGACAUCCAGACACUAAAGGAGACCCAGUGGCUCAACGAUGAAGUCAUCAAUUUUUACAUGAAUCUUCUCAUGGAGAGAAACCAAAAUCAGGGAUACCCAUCAGUUCACGCAUUCAGUUGUAGCAGGAAUCUUAAAAGUUCUCUUUAAUAAAAUCAAACCUGAGACGAGUUAUUGGGGUC
Peromyscus maniculatus bairdii (prairie deer mouse) is the source of this 1556-nucleotide messenger RNA. Its product is annotated as sentrin-specific protease 2-like. The record is from RefSeq and is a predicted model, not a curated record. NCBI's taxonomy places the organism in Eukaryota, Metazoa, Chordata, Mammalia, Rodentia, Cricetidae.